CGAGGCGGAUCGGCUCCCACACCACCCCACGAUAUCCGCAUCGGCUCAAGACCAUCUUGACAAUCUACAGCAUCUCGACGAACAUCUAUCGCCAACUCGGACCAACCAGAGGCGACAGUGUAGUGGGAUGAUCGCACCAGUCACCAUUCACUGAGUGAGGAGGCGCAACCGGAGCGCAGGCUCCUGCUUCGGCCUCUUCACCCCUCCCUUCCCUCACAUCGACAUCGACAUCCACAGCAGCUGCGCUUCAAGCGACGCGCCACCAUGUCGUACUCGAUGUCUCCCCCGCCGCAGAAGCCGGCGCCGCGGCCUUAUUCUCCAUACCAGACCUCUGCAGCUUCACCCGCCAGCCCCACACCAUACGGCGGCCCUCCACCAGCGAAGCGGCAGCGAACGUCUCCAGACCCUCACUCGCCCCCGAACGGUGCGUCAAGCUGGCCGCAGCAGCCACAUGGUCUACCAACGUACGGCGCAUACGGCAACCCUUAUGCACCCAACCCGCCUGCGCAUCCGGCUGUCCAGUCACCUUAUGCUGGUAAUUCGCCAUACACGCAGAGUCCGCAACAAAGCUCUUUCAACACGCCCCAGCCGUAUCCGUACCAGCAGUCCUCUUGGCAAACCCCGACUCCCGCACCAGCACCUCAACCGCGACAGGCAAAAGCGCCCUCGCAGUCGUCCAGAGACAUGCCUCCGCCGCCCCCACCGAAUCGAGACGAUCGCGAAGAGAAGGUCGGCGUGGACGAUAUCGGCGACAGUUUGUUUGGAAGCGGGAUCAAUCUGAAAGAUGAGGAGAACUACCUGCACGCAAUGUACAACAAUCGUCACAACCAAGCAAGCCAGAGCUUCAGUUCAAAUCAAAACUCGAGCUUCGCGAGCAGCACCAUGACUCCGGGCAACAGCUUUCACAUGCUCACGCAGGGCACUUCUUUCGGGAGUCAGGAUGCUGCGGCGGGUACAUUGGGCGCGACGAAGACGGAGGAAGAGAUUGAGCUUGAGCAACGGAGGAAGCGAGAGGCGGCAGCGAGGGCACAGGCGGAGCGACGACAACAUCAUCUGAACAACCAGUUUCUGCAGGGUAAUAACGUGCGCAAACGGUUGGAUACACUUGCGAGAAACCAGGGCGUGACGCUCAACCUGGCCGGUUUGUUCGUCAGGCAGCCCGAUCCGGAACCUCGGACGAGUGUGAUGGUGAAUGGAGCGGGCAAGGAGGGAAUAGCUGCGGUUCAGGAAGAGACGAAAAGGCCGGAGAGCGUGGUGAACCAGAACACUGCAAUUGAGCAUAUCCUAAGCCUGCUCUCGUUGGCCGCGGGAGAGCGGAUCAGAGGCUUGCUCGACGAGGCGUAUACCCUGGCGAGAGCGAGGAGGUACGGGGACCAUGGACGAGUGGUGCCGCCGGAGUUUGCGGACAUUGCAGAAGGCGAAGGCAAGCGCAGGGAAGAGAAUGUGGUGCCGGAAAACAUCACCGGUUCGCAGUGGGACAAGCUCCCCGAGCAGGACACCGAGAUGACGGACGUGGCCGGCGAAUCGUCGACUCCGCAACCACAACCCACCAUAUCCUUUCAGGGCCUGCUGAACGCCCAGUUGCGCACUCUAUCGAAACGCGAUCGCGAAGCCGAGGCAGACCGCAUCAAGAAACGCGAGGCACGCAAACGCAAAGCAUCGGAAAUGACCGACUCCGCCGACUUCCUCCCCACCGACUCCGCCGCCCCCGAAAACGCCGCUGCGGCGGUGUUGUCUCAGCCUAAAGUGACGAAGAAGGAGCAAAUCCGGCAGCAAAAGGAAAAGAACUCCAACGAAGCGCAGCUACACCACACCACCAACCAGACCGUCGCGCUGGCUCUCGGCAAGAAAGGGCGGAAGUACGACUGGAUGACGGGGGGUGCAUCGGCCGUGCCGACCAACCGCUUUGCGAAACCUACCGUUUCCGCCGGUGCCAGUGGCACGGCCACGCCGAUCAAGGCGGAGAGCAGUUCGGCUGCUGCCACCCCUGGCGGUGGCGCGCCGGCUAUGGCGAGGACGGGCAGUGCGAAUGCGAACGAGGCCAAGAUGCCGGAGUGGGGCGACUGGCGAGAGACGGGCAAGGGGAUUGAGAUGCGGGACUGGGCGUUGGUGCUGGAGAGGGAUGGGAGAGAGAAGGCGGCGCUGGUCAAGGCGUGGCAUAAGCUUGGGAAGUGAGAGGGGAGAGGAGAGCAGCAAGGCGGCGGCCGGUCUCAUUGGACGCGUGCUCGCUACCUAUACAUUUUCGGUGCAUAGCGUGGGAGGGCUUGGUUGUGGUAUUCGGAAGCGAUGGCGUUUGUGGUUUGGGUUGGUCUAGGGCGACGGUCGAAGCAGGAGUGUAUCAGAUACGCGAGGCCUCAUUGCUUUACUACAACAACCGCAAGGGCCCAGGGGAGAAGAAACAAUUGCUUUCUUGUACGCCUGUUACAAAGAAGACUUCAACCAUUCGACUUGCAUCCCUCUCGUUUCAUUUGCAGCGGCUGUUGGCUGAUUGCAUCUCACAGCCGUGUCACAUCUUCAC
Molecule: messenger RNA, 2518 nt
Organism: Neohortaea acidophila
Lineage: Eukaryota; Fungi; Ascomycota; Dothideomycetes; Mycosphaerellales; Teratosphaeriaceae
Exons: 1
Coding region: 265-2175 (636 amino acids)
Biological process (GO): DNA-templated transcription initiation
Cellular component (GO): transcription factor TFIID complex
Source: RefSeq, a predicted model, not a curated record